This is a messenger RNA of Ceraceosorus guamensis, 5357 nucleotides long. RefSeq lists its product as hypothetical. The transcript has 4 exons. The record is from RefSeq and is a predicted model, not a curated record. NCBI's taxonomy places the organism in Eukaryota, Fungi, Basidiomycota, Exobasidiomycetes, Ceraceosorales, Ceraceosoraceae. Bases 155 to 5218 code for a protein of 1687 amino acids.
UUCGGCUGCGAGCCCGCUGUGGCGGCAUUUCAGGGCUUCUUUAGGCUUUUGACGUCGGCCAGACAGACUUUGCGACCGCGACGGCGACGGCGCUGGUCUUUGCUGCCCCACAAGCUGCGAGCGCUGCGCACCUUACCAGCAUUGCGACAUCACAAUGGCGUCAGCAAACGGCAAGUCUACAUUUCUGCCUUCCACACCAGGCAUGGAUGGCACGCGGUCCUUUCUGGCCUUCGACGAGCUCUCCUCAUCACCCCGAACGCCAGCGCAAGCAGGCUCUGCCACCUCCAGUUCUCCGGCCCUUGACGGUAGGGCGCAGGUGUCUGGCAAACUGUCUUUGGCACCAGCGAGUCCAUCUGCAGGUCGAGGCGGAGCUCCUCAGCCUGCACCUGGUGGCCCGUCCAAUCGGUCUCUGGUGCGAGACGAAGAGCUGUGGGAGACUGUGGAUACGGAGUCACCCUUGAUGGGCUCGACGGACAGCUCUGGUGCAUCAGACGUGCCUGCGCAGGAUGGACAACCUGCUUGGGAUAGCUGGAACCCGCGCAAUCCCAGGGCUUCCGCACAUGGCAAACUUAAGGCCUUGGAACGACCUGCACCCAACUCGCGCGGAAGCCGUUUGGGCGCGUUGUUGGGCAAGAGUGGAGCGGUCCCAACACCGCCGCGAGAGCCUUCCGCAGCGUUCGAGCGCGAAGCGUUUCCCGUUGCUGCUCAGUCUAGAGAUUCUGAGCGACCGGCAAGAGCGCAGGCGGGAUCGUCUAGCAGCCCUUCGACGUCUUCUGAUGGCGAAAACGUCUUUAAAUAUGCGCUGCGGACGGAGCGCGGACCGGAGUCACGCGCAGUGGCAGAGCAAAGCGGGACCGCAUCGGCAGCGACGGGCAGGCAAUUAUCGAAAAGCAGUCCUGUCUCUCCUAGCCCAUCAUCGACAGUCGCGACAGAGAAGCCGCCUUCGCAAACCAGCCCCAACGUUUCUGCUGCGGCUGACACACUCGAGCCGCGAGUGAGGACAGGCAGCGUCGCGGCGAUGGCAGCAAGAUGGGGCGGCUCGUCUCUUAAAGAGGCACACACUUCCCAAUCAAAAGGAGCCGCUCCCGUGCCGGCGCCGCCUCCGCGACCCGAGAGAUCACCGCGAGAGCCGGGUCGACUAGGCUCUGCAUUUGCAUUGUCCAAGUCGCCUAGAUCUGCCAAAUCUCGCAGCAGGUCACGCGAUCGUGAUCAGAACGAGAGUGCUCGCGGUCCUGCGAGUCGAGCCUCGCCGCCAAGUCCAACACGACCAAGGCCAGACAACAAAGGUCGAAGCGAUAGUAAGCUCUGGCGCAAAGUCUCCAACAUCACUAGGAUCCCCGACCAAGCGAUACCCAAUUCAGCUUCUGUCAGUCCUGGCGGAAGUCCGAACGAAGGGCUUGGCAUCAGCAGCCCACGUCGGGCGUUGAACCGGACGGCUUCUCAUGGCGAUCUGAUGUCGCCAAGUAUCGAUGACGUCUACACCGGAAAUACCCCCACUCAUCUUGCCAAUGGAGAUGUGUCGACGAGUUCUGCGGGAGAUGUGAUUAGUCCAGGCGCAGCAUACAAAGCUCAGGCCUUAUAUGGAGGUCAGGGGAACGCUUCUGCAUCUCUGACGAGCAACGACAGCUCCACGAUCAGCAGCACAGGAAGAGGCAGGCUCAGCAGGCUCCAGUACAACAAACCGGACCGGAUAUCCAUCAUCGGUGACAGGAGCUGGGAUCUGCCAUCCCAACGCGGGGCCAGCGCAGCUGAAGGGAGUGACAUAUCGGGACCACCUGCGACAAGGCGAGAAGGUGCAAAACCGCAGGAUUUAGGCAGGCUAGACAAUGCGCACUCAAAUCGGUUCGAAGGCUCCGCCAUCAAUCAGGAUGGUCCUUUGCCCGCUUUGAGUUCUCAUCACAGACAAACGCAAAGCGUUUCGAGUGCCCCGAGAUCAAGUCACAACGAGCAGCGACUGAGCACUGCACCGCAUCGCGAGCUUCUGCUCCCUGCGCUCACCAGCGUCAGGUCAGCAGAAGCGACCUACAAUCUGUCUAGGCACGCAUCGACCGAGUACGGCGCUACCCACGAACCGAAGUCUUCCGCUGCGAAUGUGCUGGCCCAUGCCCGGGAGGACUUGCAGCUAGCGAAUGGGAGCGGGUUAGACGCCGAUGAUGAGGCGAGUCCGAGCACUACUGGAACCACAUCGGCUUCGCGUCAUGGCAGAUGGAGUCAGCGAAGCCACAACACUUCCAUGGGCGGCUCGAGCGAUGCGGGUUCUCUUACAUCUCCGGGGACCAGCAUUGGAGGGCAUCGCCUAUCACAAAAUGCUCGUUAUUCGGGUCAUACCUCCGGAAAUGCGGCGGGGAGCGUGCGCCCCACGGGCAGCGCUGCAGCAGCGCCAGUAGAUGAAUCCCAGCCGCCUCCCACGCCGGGCCUCAGUGAUGUAGGCUCACCACGCUUUGGCAUGCUUUCUGAUGCUGAUAUUGCAGAGAUGGGCACAGUACCUGGCGUCUCUCCAGCUUCGCUCCUCAACGCAAAUGGUGCACCUCUGAGUUCCAAGAGCGUCCUCACCAUCGCUCUGCAAAAAGCACAAAGCGCUGUAGUCAUGGACAGCGAUAACAACGUGCCAGAGGCUAUAGCGGCGUACAAGCAGGCCGUCAGGUUGCUGCAAGAAGUCAUGGAUCGUAUUGCGCCAAAUCGGCCGCGGAAGAACAAGAGCAGCCGCGAGGAAGAGCGUAGGCGUUUGCGCGUCAUUCACGACACGUACGCGGAGCGGAUACGCUUGCUGUCACUGUUGUACGAACCAGACGAAGAGAUCGCUAGCGCUUCAACUGAAGAUGGUGACAGCUCGCCUCAACGCAGUGCCGAUGUGCAAGUCCCGAAGCAAUCGCCCCCAACAAACUGGUCACGAGGGACUAUACAAUCUUCGCUCGCAUUUCCCCGUCAGCCAGAGUCCGAGGCUGCGGACGCGCACUUCCGAGCGGACACUCGGCCAUUAGAAGGGGCGACGGGCUCAAAUGACUUCAAGAGAGACGUCGCACGCAGCUCUCUCACUACACCUUCUAUCUCCGUACAAGCUGAGCAGGUACAGCGCAAUCGGUCACGGGAUUUAACCUGGGACAGUCUCGACGACCAAGAGGUAUUGGCGGAAAAUGGACACAGACUUCCACGAUCGAACGCUGGGGACCACGAAGCGCAUCGAGAUCGAUCGGAUUCAGAAAGCUCGUUCAGAUCAGCUGUAGGCACUGGGCCUGGCUUGCCUUCCGGCGCUCUUCGAGUUCCCGACGUUACGCGUGCUAGCACUGCCUUGUCUGUUGGGCUCGAAGAAGAGUUCAAGACGCCGACCACGCCGUACUUUGAUGUGGACCCCAAUCUGUCAAUCGACGAUUUGCGCAGCGCAGGUACGCCUGCCAGGAGCUCUUUAGACGAUUCUUCUCGGCCUGGACGGUCGUCCGAAUCCCGACGAGUGCACGAGCAUCAAUCCAACAUGGGGACCCGAGCUACAGGCUCUCUCUCUGGUGUCAGUCAACGACUCACCGUUGAACGACCUCUUAGAAGCCAUGGCACAACGAUGGAGCGGCGAUCUAGUAGCGAGAGCAACGCCUUAGCUGCAGUCAACGCAGCUGCAGCGGACAUGGGCUCUGCGAUCUCUACGCCCCGGACGAGUGGGGCCCACCGGCUCGAUCUGGCGCAGUCCACGGCCGACGCCGCGUCAAGGCAAACUGGACCCAACGCAAGCGCUGCGAAAGGGACGAUGAACGGGGCGGCUUCAAGCCCCAACCAGCCUCGUCUGCUUGUAAGCCCUUCGGUCUCGCGCGGGACCAUCAGCCAGCGGCGACAAAAGGUGCCGCAUUUUCUGGACGUCAUGCCGGCGGCAAGGGCCCCUUCGCCGGGUUCUAAUGCGUCUUUAUCGGGCAACAGCUUGCUUGCCACUCCCACAAUGGAAGCGCUCACUUUUUUCGAUGCGCAGCGGACCGGCUCGGAAAAGAGCUCGAGCUCGCCAAGAAUGGAGCGCACUUCUGCCGGACCCCAUGGAUCUUUCGUCCCGUCGCCACCUCAUUCUGGAGGUCAGCUGGACUCGGCUGGUCGAAAGAGGGCUGCUUCCCAACCCGGAAAUCGUCGACCCCCUUUACCUGCGCAGUUCUUGCCGUCGAAUGGCGAAGGUGCACCGCCGAUGCCCCGGAUAAGUCGCAAGUCAUCUAUGCCAGGCUCUCCUGCUGGACCGUUGACUCCGGGUGCAGCCGCGACGGGCCUCCGUGUGUACGCUUCGACAAACGCAGCACAGGCUGCAGCAACGCAAAGAUUACACCCAAUGCCUAGAGCAGUGUCGGCCGGUCGCAGCCCCUCGAGCAGUGACCGAGCAGGGCAAGCUCACUCAAAUAGCCAAGCGUCGGCAAUGUCUUUCGUCUUCCCUACGGGUCUGCACUCGGCAUCGCGUGGCCAUCCUUCGUUUGCGUCUGGCAUCAAGGUCACGAUUCUGCCCUGGUUAGGCGUAGGAGGUGGACCAGCGGAAUCGUCCAUCGCUCCGCCAGUUCCCUUCGACCCAUCGCUGCGGCCUUUCCAUCUCAUGCGUCAGCUGCAUUUGAGCAUCGUCAAAGGCGCUUUCGUCACCCGCAAGCUCUACGUGCCCAAGGAGUUGUGGGCGCAACAGGGAGCCAAGCUUUCAUCGUUGGAAAGCAAGAUCCGAGUGCUCUUGCUCGUCACAAGCGCGGUGCAAGGUCUGGAGACGGCCGGUGAGGCUUUGCUUCAGCCAGUUGGCGAUGAGCCUGGCUUGCUCGUGGCCCAAGGAGCAUACUUUGGAAAGCAGCUGGAAGAGUUUGAAGCCUUGCUCGUAGAAGCGCAGAACAAUGUGGCCAAAAAGCUGAGCUAUAUUGACGCAAUGGCCGGCAAAAAGACUUCGGGUCUCGGUUCCUUUGGAUCGAAGCUUACGCGCGGGCUGGAUCGCAUGACAAACGGCGGGAAAGGCGUGGACUCGCCCGCGACAUACGUAGACGCUUUGUCCCGCACGUUCAGCCGAUCACAAGUGCUAGGUGCGCACUUGGUCGCAAUCCUGCGCGCAGAAGGCCGGACCGGUCUCGCACCAACGCCUGCUGCAUCAGGUUCGGAGGCCUAUGCUGCUCUUCCCGCGGAGUUGCGGGCGAUCAUUGAGGCCAAGCUGAGACGAGCUUCUGACUUCUACGCCAACGUCAUCAUUCGCAUUGCUGUACACGAUGUGCAUGUUCUCUCCGAACGGUGAGCAUUUAUCGAGCAGAACGGCGAUCAAUCGCACCACUCUGACGAGGUGCGUGUUUCUUUUGCACAGGCUGUCAAAACGCGCGCAUGCCGCUCUCUUAGAAUGAUUGAGGAGAAGGUCCAGCGAGGCGCCAUCUUGCGAU